This is a messenger RNA of Osmia lignaria (orchard mason bee), 841 nucleotides long. RefSeq lists its product as uncharacterized. Gene Ontology annotation, molecular function: DNA binding. The record is from RefSeq and is a predicted model, not a curated record. NCBI's taxonomy places the organism in Eukaryota, Metazoa, Arthropoda, Insecta, Hymenoptera, Megachilidae. Gene Ontology annotation, cellular component: nucleus.
AUGGCUGGGCGUGAUUGGGUGUACAGUUUCUUGAAAAGACAUCCUGAAUUAAAAUUGCGACAACCAACCCCAACCAGUGUAGCGAGAGCAAUGGGAUUUAAUCAAACCCAAGUUAAUACAUUUUAUGAUAAUUUACAAAGCCUCUAUAACAAAUAUAAAUUUCCACCAAGCCGAAUCUUUAAUAUGGAUGAAAGUGGCAUUAAUACUGUACCAAAGAAGAUUCCUAAAGUUAUAUCGAUGAAAGGGAAAAAGCUGGUGGGUAAAAUAAUUUUAGCUGAAAGAGGUCAAACUAUCACACUAGUUUGCGCUAUGAACGUAACGGGAAAUUACGUUCCACCAGCUUUUAUAUUCCCCCGAAAAAGAAUGAAGGGUUAUCUACUAAAUAAUGCACCUGAAGGAAGUAUUGGAAUGGUUUCCGAUUCUGGUUUCAUAAACACAGAUCUGUUUAUAGAAUAUGUUCACCAUUUCAAAGAAAACGUACAGCCAACAAAAGAUAAUUCAGUGUUGUUAAUAUUAGACAACCACAGCAGUCAUCUUUCUUUGGCUGCUAUCGAUUACUGUCGCAACAGUGGCAUUCAUUUGCUUACCCUUCCACCACACAGUAGUCACAAAAUGCAACCCUUGGAUCGCGGAUUCUUUGGUCCACUGAAAAUCAAAUUCGCUUACGAGUGUGACAAAUGGCUAAGUCAUCAUCCAGGACGCGUCAUUGGGCAAACGGAAGUGGCCUAUCUAGGCUUUUCAAAAAGCAGCAACGGUCGGUAAUGCUGUUGCGGGAUUUAAGGUUUGCGGAAUAUGGCCUAUAAAUAAAAACAUUUUUUCUGAAGAAGAUUUUGCGGCAGCU